AUGAUGAGACAGGCAACCAUGGAUUUCAGCACUCCAUCUGUGUUUGAUCAGCAAAAAGGUGAUUCAUCUGAAGAAGUUGACCUGACCAUGGUUUAUCAGGCAGCAUCUAACGGAGAUGUCAAUGCUUUGACUGCCGUGAUUCGGGAAGACCCUUCCAUCCUAGAAUGCUGUGACAGUGAAGGAUGUACACCCUUAAUGCAUGCAGUUUCUGGACGUCAAGUGGACACAGUGAAGCUGCUGUUGAAGAUGGGAGCCAAUAUUAACAUGCAGGACGCUUAUGGCCGCACAAGUCUAUGCCUGGCAACCUAUCUGGGUUGGCUGGAAGGCUGUGUGAGUCUACUAAGAAAUGGUGCCAAGCACAAUAUCCCUGAUAAAAAUGGCCGUCUGCCACUGCACGCUGCCACCGCUGAGCCCGAUGUGAGACUCUUAACAGUCCUGGUACAACAGUCAAACCUCAACGAGAUUAAUCACCAGGACAGUGAGGGAAUGACACCACUCCACUGGGCAGCUUUCCACAACCGGCCUCAACACACCCAAAUGCUGCUGAAGAAGGGGGCAGACCCCACCCUUGUGGAUAAAGACUUUAAAACGGCUCUCCACUGGGCUGUGCAGAGUGGAAAUAGAAUUCUGUGUUCCAUCAUUCUGAGCCAUCACCAGGGUCCGUCCAUAAUCAACUACGACGAUGAGAGUGGGAAGACGUGUGUGCACAUCGCCGCAGCAGCAGGUUUCAGUGACAUCAUCAACGAGCUGGCAAGAUUCCCUGAGUGCAACCUUCAGGCUCUGGAUGUGGACGACAGGACACCUCUGCACUGGGCUGCAGCUGCAGGAAAGGCAGACUGUGUGCAGUCACUGCUGGAGCUGGGCAUAGACAGCAACCUGCGAGACAUCAGUGAGAGCACACCCCUGGCCUACGCCCUGUACUGCGGCCACACGGCCUGUGUCAAGCUCCUCUCCCAAGAGAGCAGAACAGAGCCUACUCGACCCCUUCCUUCCCAGAAGAGUAGACCCCAGAAGAAGGAGGGACGAUUCAGCAUGCUCAAUCAAAUCUUCUGCAGGAACAAAAAAGAAGAGCAGAGGGCCUAUCAGAAAGAUCACAGCAGGGACUGGCACAGGGGGGAGCCCACCUCGGAAGUUGAUGACAUCAUCACCACCUUUGACAGCAACGUGGAUACCAACUGCCAAGAACAGCCUGGUGAUCGGGUGGCUAUGGUUGACUUUAAGAAGAGGACCUCAGAGAAUUCAAAAUAUCACUUGCCAGAAAAGAAGCCCCUGGCCCAUAAAGGGCUUCCACCAAUCAGAACGCAGAGUCUCCCACCCAUCACCCUAGGCCAUAACUUCCUGACAGCCUCCCAGGGGGCCACUUCCCAUGCUGGCCUGAGCUCUGGUACUCAUCAUGCUGCCCAGCAAUCUCAGAAAAGCCGAAGUGAGCAGGAUUUAUUGAAUAACAGAACUGGCUGCCAGGUAUUGCUCGAUAACCAGGUGUUCUAUAAAGCUUGGACUGUGUCUUCUUCUGAUAAGCUGCUAGACAGGUUGCUUACCAGCAGAUCCAGUCACCAGGAGGUGUCAUGGCCGCCACAUCUUCCUCAUCUACAUAAUCCUUCAUCAGGACAAAAUUUUCAGCAUCUCUCCCCAAACAGACCUAAAAUCUGGGAUCUUCCUUUCACCCGGAACAACCUGGCUCCCCUACCAGACCAAAAAUUUCUAUCUGGAGAACCUCUACGGACAAACCGAGUGCUUCCUGCUAUCCCAAGCCAGCGGGGACACAGCCCACCAGCUGAAGAGAGUGAAAACUCUGCCAGUUCCACCAGUGAUGAAAAUUAA
This is a messenger RNA of Eubalaena glacialis (North Atlantic right whale), 1821 nucleotides long. RefSeq names its product ankyrin repeat domain 55 (gene ANKRD55). The transcript is spliced from 11 exons. Gene Ontology annotation, molecular function: protein binding. NCBI's taxonomy places the organism in Eukaryota, Metazoa, Chordata, Mammalia, Artiodactyla, Balaenidae. Bases 1 to 1821 code for a protein of 606 amino acids. The record is from RefSeq and is a predicted model, not a curated record.